Molecule: messenger RNA, 3938 nt
Organism: Phragmites australis (common reed)
Lineage: Eukaryota; Viridiplantae; Streptophyta; Magnoliopsida; Poales; Poaceae
Product: cadmium/zinc-transporting ATPase HMA2-like
Exons: 9
Coding region: 547-3639 (1030 amino acids)
Biological process (GO): monoatomic cation transport
Cellular component (GO): membrane
Molecular function (GO): ATP binding; ATP hydrolysis activity; ATPase-coupled monoatomic cation transmembrane transporter activity
Source: RefSeq, a predicted model, not a curated record
CUCUCUCUCUCUCUCUCUCUCUCUCUCUCUACCCUCUGGGUCUGGGCCACCAUCUCUCUCUUCUCUCUCUCGAGCAUGAACCAUGUGUCUCUGUCCAGGGGCAGGGGCAGGCACAGGCAGCCCGGCACUGCUCCCAAAUCGCGACGCAUCGCAGGAUUUCAGGGCGCCAUCUAUUUCUUUUUACCUGGGAUGGGACGAUCGGCCUAAUAAGCGCGGCUGGUGCGUUGCUCGUCAGCGCCCACACCACCCGCUUGUCCAGUGCCCGACGCCGAAUCCUUAAACACUCGCUCGCCCUCCCCACCAGCCCCUCACCCUCACAAGCAACUUCUCCGUCGUCCUCCCCUCCCUCUCCCCGACUCGCAUUUCUUGGACUCUUGCUCUUGGUGACCUCCGGAUUGAUCAGUCGCGAGGUAGGUGAUUAACUAUUGCCACCAACACCUUGCGCCGGCACGCCAAGAUUGCCAAGGUUUGGUUUGUGUAAUCGCCAGAGAGAGAAGGAGGCACGCAAAGAGAGAGGCUGCUGCUACAAGGAGGAUCGGAGGAGAGAUGGGGGACGCGGCGGCGGCCGCCGGCAAGUGCCAGAAGAGCUACUUCGACGUGCUGGGGAUUUGCUGCCCGUCGGAGGUGCCCCUCGUCGAGAAGCUAUUGGCGCCGCUGGAGGGGGUCCAGAAGGUGUCCGUGAUCGUGCCGUCCCGGACGGUCAUCGUCGUCCACGACGCCGACGCCAUCCCCCCGUCUCAAAUCGUCAAGGUGUUGAACCAGGCGAGUCUUGAGGCGUCGGUUCGAGCUUACGGCAGUGGCACAGAGAAAAUCACGAACAAAUGGCCGAGUCCGUUUGUUCUUACCUGUGGAGUUUUGCUGGUUGUGUCGCUGUUUGAGCAUUUCUGGCACCCACUGAAAUGGUUUGCACUGGUGGCAGCGGCUGCUGGCCUGCCACCGAUCGUUCUGAGAAGCAUUGCCGCUGCCCGGAGGCUCACCCUUGAUAUCAACAUACUCAUGCUGAUUGCAGUUUCUGGGGCAAUAGCUCUGGGGGACUAUUCUGAGGCUGGGUUCAUCGUCUUCCUGUUCAGUACAGCUGAAUGGCUUGAGACCAGGGCAAGCCGCAAGGCCACUGAAGGGAUGUCAUCACUAAUGAACAUGACACCACAGAAGGCUGUUCUAGCAGAGACUGGGCAAGUGGUUGCGGCCCAGGAUGUGAAGAUCAAUACAGUAAUAGCUGUGAAGGCGGGGGAAGUUAUUCCAAUUGACGGUGUUGUUGUCGAUGGACGGAGUGAGGUUGAUGAGAGUACCCUCACUGGGGAGUCCUUCCCGGUGGCAAAGCAGCCAGAGUCCGAGGUCUGGGCUGGCACGCUCAACAUAGAUGGUUACAUUGCUAUGAGGACAACUGCUAUGGCCGACAACUCUGCAGUUGCUAAAUUGGCAAGGCUUGUUGAAGAGGCACAAAACAGUAGAUCCAAUACACAGAGGCUGAUUGAUACAUGCGCCAAGUACUACACACCUGCUGUCGUCGUCAUGGCUGUGGCAGUAGCAGUGAUCCCUGUGGUAGUCAGAGCAUACAACCUCAAACACUGGUUCCAAUUGGCCCUAGUUCUUCUAGUCAGCUCUUGCCCAUGUGCUCUAGUGUUGUCGACACCGAUUGCCACCUUCUGUGCUCUACUAAGGGCCGCCAGGACGGGUCUCCUCAUCAAAGGAGGGGAUGUCCUAGAAUCCUUGGCCAAGAUCAAAGUUGCUGCUUUUGAUAAAACUGGUACAAUUACUAGAGGAGAGUUUUGUGUCGAGGAAUUCCAGGCAGUUGGCAGACGUGUUCCAAUGCAACAACUUCUUUACUGGGUCUCAAGCAUUGAAAGCAGAUCAAGCCACCCAAUGGCACCUGUGCUUGUUGAUUAUGCUCAAUCAAACUCAGUGGAACCAAAAUCUGAUAAUGUUACUGUGUUUCAAAUGUACCCUGGUGAGGGGAUUUACGGUGAAAUCGAUGGAGAGGGUGUAUAUGUUGGGAACAGAAGAAUUUUGUCAAGGGCCUCAUGUGAAACAGUUCCGGUCAUGAAAGACAUGAAAGGAGUUACCAUUGGAUAUGUUGCCUGCAAAAAGGAAUUGAUCGGAGUAUUUACACUCUCGGAUUCCUGCCGAACUGGAUCUGCUGAAGCUAUCAGGGAGCUGAGAUCACUGGGCAUAAAGUCAGUGAUGCUUACUGGGGAUAAUGCUGCAGCAGCUGCAUACGCACAGAAUCAGCUUGGGAACAUCCUAGAGGAGGUUCAUUCUGAACUUCGUCCAGAGGACAAAGUGAGAAUUGUUGAUGAGCUCAAGGCAAAAUAUGGCCCUACACUGAUGAUUGGAGAUGGCAUAAAUGACGCCCCAGCAUUGGCCAAGGCUGAUGUUGGAGUCUCCAUGGGUGUAUCUGGCUCAGCUGCUGCAAUGGAGACGAGCCACAUCACUCUGAUGUCAAAUGACAUCCGAAGGAUUCCAAAGGCUGUCCAACUGGCACGGAGGACACACCGGACUAUCAUUGUGAACAUCAUCUUCUCAGUGAUUACGAAGCUUGGAAUUGUUGGACUUGCACUAGCUGGGCAUCCCCUUAUUUGGGCAGCUGUCCUUGCAGAUGUUGGUACAUGCUUGCUUGUGAUCAUGUACAGCAUGCUGUUAUUGAGAGAGAAAGACAGCCUAAAGGUGAAGAAAUGUUGUGCUUCUUCAAAUCAUGGAUCGCACACAAAGAAGCACUGUGUUUCCCGUCACUGCUCAGAUGGUCCGUGCAAGUCAUCAGACAGUUGCAAAGAAUCAUCUGCUGAUAAGCAUGGUUGCCAUGACCAUGGUCACAGACAUAACCACUGCAAAGAACCGAGCAACCAGCUCCCUACAAAAAAGCAUGAUUGCCAUGAUCAUGGCCAUAGCCAUAACCACCACUGCAAAGAGCCGAGCAGCCCACGCUUGGGAAACAAGAAUGAUUGCCUCGACCAUGAGCAUAGCCACCGCAAAGAAUCCAACACUUCGCAUUCUUUAAGUGAGGGUGCUUGCCAUGACCAUGAGCAUAGCCGGUGCGAAGGACACAAGCAUUCACAUUCCUCAGUUGAGCAUGAGCAUAGCCACUGCAAAGAACCAAUUAUUUUGCAUUCUACUGGUGAGCAUGCUUGCCACGACCAUGACCAGAAUCAAGAGCAUCGCUGCCAUGCUGAACAGCAAACUUUGCACACUGCAGAUACGCACCACUGCCAUGACCAUGACCAUGUGGAGAUCGAGGAAUCAAAAAAGGACUGCCAUGCAGAGCUACAGCACCACCUCAACCAUUGCUGCCAGCCUCAUGAUCAGGACAACAUAGCAGCUGACCCAGUUCAAGAAUACUCGAUAUCAAUCAAUGCGCUGCUCCAUCAGCAUAGCCAAUGCAGCAACCACAGUGAAGAACACAAAGAGGAUGACAGUGGAAACUAUCUGAAGGUGAAAGAUUGCAUUCCUCCCACCGACCGAACCUGUUGCAGCGUAACCACCAGCAAGGGAUGUGGAAGCAAAGGCAAAGACAUUUGUUCAAGCUUGCAGGUUGAUCGUGCCAGGGAGACAAGCCGGUGCUGCAGGAGCUACGUGAACUGCCCCAGGACGAGCAGCUGCUGCAACCACAACAUACUGAAACUGCCUGAGAUCAUAGUAGAGUAGGGUGGAAGAAGUAUAAUAAACUCAUCUCAGCAACUAAGUAAACGCAUCGGCGUAGUGUCGGUCUAGUUAUAUAGCUUUGCUGGAGAAAAUGGUGUAGAAAUGAUCUGGAUUUUGACGAAGCAGGUGUCUGAAAGGGACUCUGGUUGGUUGUUCCCAUGCUCCUUUUGCGUCUUCUGUAAUGAUUCGAGGAGUUGCAAAAGAGACUAGUAUUUGAUGAGGUGCAGUGGGAAUUAAUUCGGUGUAAAGCUUAAUAAAGAAAGUGCAACACAGAUCAGUUCGUAUCUGUGCAUUCCUUUUUA